AUGGCGUUCGGUCCCCAGUGUCACAACAAUACGCUAGCUAACGCGCAAUGGUAUCAGUACCAUGAAAGAGAAUGGGCCAGAUGCAUGGCUUGCGGCGAUAAUGUGUUCGGAUACGUGGGUCCGACAACUACCGAAAAUAAAGAGAUCCCUGAUGAUAUUCCUAUCAAAUAUGACGACUGGGUCCCACUCCAGCAUCAUAUGUCUUUCAUGAAAGGGAACGUAAUGGAGGUCAGCGACUCCUGCUGUGGCGUGAAGUGGGACGCAUGGGAAACACAUCUCCCGAAAUCUGCACUGAGGAAAACAAAAAAUUAA
Cylicocyclus nassatus is the source of this 312-nucleotide messenger RNA. Lineage: Eukaryota; Metazoa; Nematoda; Chromadorea; Rhabditida; Strongylidae. The record is from the annotation of a GenBank genome assembly.